UUGGUCGAGUCGAGUCAAGUCGACUGGGGCGGUACCCGGCUAUUAACGAACCUCCGUAAAAAGGUCAAAUAGUUCAUGAAAUGUGUAUUAAAACGUCGUAAUAUUGCAAAGUGCUGCCUCUCGCGAGCAAUUCGACAACGACGUCACUGAAUAGAGGGGGUACUACCUGUGUGUAAAGUGGUACAGGUAAAUUUCUUAUCCAUUAUUGGUUAAAAGUUCAUUGUGUUUUUUUGGUAGUAUCGUUUUCGGUGAUAUUUCGAUCGAUUUUGAGGAACACUAUAGAUACCUACAUGAAAUAUAUUCUUCUUGUUCUGCUAGCCGCCCAGGCGGCGGUAUGUUCAUUACCGUUGCUACCGAGGAAUUCGAAAUAUUGCAUCGAUAAUUGCGCGUGUAAAUUUGGAAAAUUGCCAAACAGACUGCAGAUUGUCAAAUGCAACAAGCCCUUAGUGUUGAACGCCACUACUUUCCGGUAUAUAAACAAGGCCAUAAUAAAUGUGGUCAGUUUGGAGAACUUAAUUAUAAACCAAAUCCAAGAGAAUGCUUUCAAAGAUUUCCAUAAUUUAGACGAUGUUAUUGUAUUGAACACCAAGAUAGGAUCAAUUGAUGCGAAGGCUUUCAACAAUGUCACGAGGCUCAGGUUCCAGAAUUGCGGUUUCGAAGACAGUCCAGAUCUGUUCUCGGAGAAGCUCGAGGAAAUCCAUUUCGGCGGCUGCAAUUUGGAGGAAAUCCCCGAUUUAGGCGGACUGUUGAAAUUGACUUUUCUCAAUUUGACCGAUAACUAUUUGAAAAACAUCGAAGUCGAAGCGUUCGCUGAACUGUUCGAAUUGGAAGAGCUGUAUCUUUCGAACAACGAAAUAUUCAGAUUGCCUGCUACAGCUCUAAUCAACAACCGAGAUCUAAUAACGUUGAAUUUGGAUAACAAUCCUCUCAAAAGUUUCGCUUUGAACACAUCGGACAGUUUGGAAACUUUGUCAUUGAAGAAUUGCCAACUGGAAACUUUCGACGAGGAUUCUACUCGGAAAUUGACUUCGUUGAACGAUCUAGUACUCAGCCAUAACAACAUCAGGAAUAUCAAUUCCAAGGCGCUGAGCCACAUGAGUGAAUUGUCAGUCAUUGAUCUUUCUUACAACAAACUGACUAACUUGGAUGAUAACGUUUUCGCUGAAAAUAGGAAACUAAUCAAAAUCACUCUCGACGGUAACGAUCUUCAACGAUUGCCGAAUUUCUAUCUGAACAACAACGAAGAUUUCUCACUGAACACCUUCUCUUGUAAAAACUGCAAUUUGAGCGCACUGUCAAGUUCGGUGUUCGAAAACAUGGAAGGCAUGAUUUAUUUGGAACUUUCGCAAAACAAACUCAAGAAUGUCGAUAGCAGUUUCGAAAAGAUUACCAGCCUGAAACUCUUGGACAUUUCUCACAAUGAUAUCGAAUACUUGGCGCCGCAGGCUUUCGUUAAAAAUAGCCAUUUGGAGUCUUUGAACAUUGCCGGCAACCCUCUGAUAUCAUUGAAUCCGGAAGUAUUCGCCAACAACACGGACCUAAGAGACAUCGACGCCAGAAACGCUUCGUUGGAAAGAUUGUGGUCGAAUUACAACAGAAAAGUACCGUCUCUGCACAAAAUCCUCCUCAGCGGUAACCAAUUGAGCGGCUUAACCGAAGACGAUAUUAAACUAAUGCCGAAGCUGGAGGCCAUCGAUUUGAACCACAAUCCGAUUUCCUUCAAUUUGAACACCUGCAAAGUCAUACACCAGUUGAAAACGAACCGCGUCAUUCCCAUACAGUACACGAAAGAGAUCAGCAACGAAUACGAGAAAUCCUUCGGCGAGGAUAUCGAUGGAUUCAGCACCAUCGAAUGGAAGGACUUCCAUCGCGGAGCUUGCCCCGAAUACACCACCGAAGCCCCUACAACGACUCCUCCGACUACCAAAUCUGUUCCUUCUAAAAUCGAAACUCUAGACGAAAACGACAUCGACGAUGACGACGAUGAUGAGGAGGACGAUGAUGAUUCUGAAUAUAACGACGAUGACGAUAGACAAUACGAAUACGACGAGCCGGAAGAGGAAACUUCCAGCAGACUGCUUAAAGACGAUACGACGCUGGCCAGGGCUACUUACAUUUUAUCGGUGACAUCUGUAUUCGUCUUGAGCGCUUUGGUUGUGUUAACGAUAGCGGUAACGAUAACGUUGUGCAUCCUGCGGAGGAAUAACAAAUUCGAAAUGCAAAGAGCCAAUCUUCCACGUCUGAAGAUUCCUUUGUGGAACACGGUGUCUGGUCAAAAGAAGCACAGCGGAUCGGUCUACAGGCCUUUGUCGGAGGAUCUUUCUGGACCGAAAACGCCGAAGCUGAGCCGUUACGAGUUCACUUCUACCCCCGUAGUUCACAAUGCUUAAUUAGCUAAUUAUUAAUUAAACGACUUAUACCUACUUUGUGGUUUAUAGGCUAGUGUGCAGUAAUUACCUAAUUAUUAUAUUACAUGUAGUCCAUUAUUGGUUUCUUAUGAAAUAAGUCAAAUCAGUAGUGUCACGUAGAUCAAAAUACGUGUCGGUAAUUCUUUUGCUAUUAAAAAGGUAUAUUAAAUCUUGGUGAAAAUCUAGAAACUCUAAUAUCGUAAUAAUAUUGAGAAAAAUCUGUACUUAAACAAACUUUAGGUAUUACACAAGUAUUAUAAGAAUUUCUAGAUUUCAUUCGAUCUAAUUUUAUAUAGUAUCUACAUAUUAUAACAGUCACUGGCACAAUAGUAUAUAGAAAAUUGUUUAUAUAUACGUAUUUAAUGAUAUUGUAAGUUUAGAAUAAUGGAUUAUAACCAAUUAAUAAGUUACUAUUCAUUGCCAUAAAAAUAUCCAUAGAUUAUCACUUUGUUCUCAUUAGCAACAUCCUUAAUUGGUCAAAUUCAGUACUUACAAUUAAUGUUUAAGGUUGAAAACAGUUGUCAAUAAAUUUCUGUCAUUGUAUUUUAAUAGAUGUAACCCAAAAAGGACGAAUUACAACUGAUAAUUUC
Messenger RNA from Phyllotreta striolata, 2998 nucleotides. The record is from the annotation of a GenBank genome assembly. Lineage: Eukaryota; Metazoa; Arthropoda; Insecta; Coleoptera; Chrysomelidae.